Fusarium fujikuroi IMI 58289 is the source of this 339-nucleotide messenger RNA. RefSeq lists its product as uncharacterized. NCBI's taxonomy places the organism in Eukaryota, Fungi, Ascomycota, Sordariomycetes, Hypocreales, Nectriaceae. The record is from RefSeq and is a predicted model, not a curated record. Bases 1 to 339 code for a protein of 112 amino acids. The transcript is spliced from 2 exons.
AUGGCAUCUGCUACCCGCUUCAGACUCGUCUUCAACGUGCCCACAUCGUCGCUGGCUCAAUGUAAAGAGGCCAUUUUCGCUGCUGGAGCAGGUCGCUACCCCGGCCCGGGUAACUAUACGGAGUGCUGUUGGACUGUUAUCGGGACUGGGCAGUUUCGCCCUGGCGAUGCAGCCAAGCCGCAUCUUGGCGAAGUCGGCAAGCUUGAGCAGGUUGAAGAGGCAAGGGUCGAAACCAUUUGUGUGGGUGAAGACGUUGCCAGGAAUGCUGUAAAAGCCCUGAAAAACGCCCAUCCUUAUGAAGAACCUUCCUACUCUGUGUACCGACUAGAGGACUUUUGA